GGAACUAACAAGUGUGACUGACUGACCAAGUUGUGUGUUUGUUUGCGAUAAUUUGACUUUACAGUUUUUUCUUGUGUAUGACCGUAUUUUCCAUUGAAAUUUAAGUACAUUGAUUCAGUACACCUAUAUUAAAACUUCUUGUGUGUGUUAGUAUGGAUAUUAAGAGCUAUAAAACCAGAUAAGUUCACAAACAGCUGUCAAGACUUUAAUAUGAAUGCCUGGGCUUAACUUUGACUGGGUGCAAGGGUCUAGCCUUUUGGAGUCAAAUAUAGGCCUAUAUUUUCGUUGAAUUCAUACAACGUAGGCUAGAUAGGCUAGGCUAAAAGUAUUCAUUUCAGUAAAAAUAAAAAAACUAUCACCUUAGACUAGGCCUACCUUCAUCAACAAAGAAGACAUUUCAACAUUGAAGGAACAAUGCGGAAGUCUGGCAAUGACAGUUCAGACACACACUCAACGUGUUCGUCUGGCGCUCCCAAGCGAGGACUUGCCCGGUUCUCUCUCAGACGUCUGCUAUACUCGAGUCCUCUGUUGGCGCGCAGGAUACGAGCUGCCUCAGCCACGUCUCGCCAGUCUAAACAGCCAGCCAAAGAGAGCUGUGAACCUGCUUCAGAAUCACAGCCUGGAGGAUGGACUCCGCCUGGAGCUGCAGCCAGUCGUCCCUCGGUCUCUCGAGACACUGGUCUGGCCGAGUGUCCGUUGUGUCUCGCGGAACUCCCUUUAGAGUACUUCCCUAGGCUGUCUACCUGCGCUCACCGAUCCUGUUACGACUGCUUCCAGCAAUAUCUGCGCAUCGAGAUCUCCGAGAGUAGAAUCAGUGUCGCUUGUCCCGAGUGUUCGGAGCCGAUGCAUCCUAACGAUAUCCGAAUGAUUUUGAAUGACAAGCUGCAGUAUGAAAAGUACGAAGACUUCAUGGUAAGGAGAGUGUUAGCUGUGGACCCAGACACACGUUGGUGCCCUGCCCCUGACUGUUGUUAUGCAGUGAUCGCUGCAGGCUGUGCCAGUUGUCCCAAGAUUAAGUGUGAGAGGCCGGGCUGUGACUCGUACUUCUGCUACCACUGCAAAGCUGCAUGGCAUCCCAACCAGACGUGUGACGCAGCUCGAGCUCAGCGCUCUCCCAACGUCAGGUCUUCCUCCGUCUCCUUCAGUCAGGACUCCCAGCACAGAGAUGACAUCAAGCCCUGCCCCAGCUGUCAAGUGUUGAUAGUCAAGAUGGAUGAUGGAAGUUGCAAUCACAUGACCUGCGCAGUCUGUGGAACAGAGUUCUGUUGGCUCUGUAUGAAGGAGAUCACUGACCUGCAUUAUCUCAGCCCGUCAGGUUGCACAUUCUGGGGAAAGAAGCCUUGGUCACGGAAGAAGAAAAUAUUAUGGCAGUUGGGAACCCUGGUCGGGGCACCUGUUGGCAUCGGCUUGGUUGCUGGCAUCGCUGUCCCUGCCAUCAUAAUAGGUAUACCUGUGUGGGUCGGCAGAAAGCUGUACAACAAGUAUGAACAUGCAAACAAGCAUAAGCGCAACCUUUACAUCGCUGCCGGUGUCACUGCAUCAGUGCUUGUAUCGCCAGUGCUGGCUGGGCUGGCUGUAGGUAUAGGAGUGCCUAUCUUGUUGUUCUACGUGUACGGUGUUGUGCCGGUGUCCUUGUGUCGCUCGGGUGGCUGUGGUGUCACUACCUCUGGAGCUGGUGUCAGGUUUGACUUUGAUGACGAAAACGACAUCAUGGGAGUCAUCAGCCCCAAACCUACAGAUGCUGACACAGUCAGUCACCACGGAGGUAACCCCAGUAUAGGGGAGGUGUCGUUGUCUCUGGGCAGUGGCAGUCAGCUAGAGAGGGAAGCUGACAGGGAGUCUGCCAGUAUGGUGGCUCUGGCUGGCAGUAUCAUCUCCUCAAUGCCCGGCGGCCACAGGUUGGAGGUGCAAGCUGAUGUAGCAUCAAGUCAGAGAUUCAGUUUGUCCAGUGAGACGACGUCAAAUGCUACUAGUCUCUCCGACACCAAGUCUCUAGCAGACGACGGAGGAGCGUCUACACGGGCACUGGCUGGCUCUGUGCUCAACUUUAAGGUUGAUGGAGGUUCGUUGUCAAACUACAGAGGGCUCAGCAUAGACACUCCUGCAGACUCAGUGUCUAUGAGGAGUGAUGCUAACAUGUCUCUCAGCUCACUGGAGGAGCUGGCUUCUGGACUCAUGCGCAAGGUGGCCAGACGCAAGCUGCCUGUAGACAGACAGACCAGUGACAGUGGAGAGGACGGAGGUUCUGAGAGAGUCAGGUUUGACGACCAUGUCAGCUUCAUACAGGCUGAGCGGACACAUUGCAAAGUUACCAAGAAACACUCAGGCAGCUCCACCGACAGUGUUACUUCCAACUCUAGGCCUAGCAUUUCGGCCAUGUCUAGUCUACGUAGUUUGUUCUUCCACAGUUCCGAGACUGCCAGGACUGAUCUGCCGCCCACUCCUCGCCCGACUACGUCCAAGGGAGAGACGUCCCGUCCCCCCUCCACUCCUCCUUGUCUUCCCGUCAUUCCCGAACCUCCUACUCUGUCCACUGAUCAAGUUACCAUCUCUAUUCCCGAACCUUAAGUUUGUUUAUAUCAUUGUUUACAAUUUACUGGAUUUAUUUUUCUAUAAUAACAAAGACUUAUAUAAAUUUAAAUGAUCGAACAUGUAUAUAAGGUGUAUAAUUAAGUAUUUUCAUGCUUCCUAAAAUGUUUAUUGGUAGGCCUAAUUUUCCCUAUAAAUUUAAGUUUGGACUGAGUAUAUCGAUAUGGUGUAAAUGAUUGCUUAUAUCAGUUUUGUUAUAUUUAUUGUUUAUAUUCUUAAAAACUAAAAAUGCUCAUUGAUUUUUUGCAUAAUAUAAUGUACAUUUAAUAAAAUAAAUUUACUACAAA
This is a messenger RNA of Macrosteles quadrilineatus (aster leafhopper), 2876 nucleotides long. Its product is annotated as E3 ubiquitin-protein ligase RNF19A-like. Gene Ontology annotation, molecular function: zinc ion binding; ubiquitin conjugating enzyme binding; ubiquitin protein ligase activity. NCBI's taxonomy places the organism in Eukaryota, Metazoa, Arthropoda, Insecta, Hemiptera, Cicadellidae. The transcript is spliced from 15 exons. Gene Ontology annotation, biological process: ubiquitin-dependent protein catabolic process; positive regulation of proteasomal ubiquitin-dependent protein catabolic process; protein polyubiquitination. Gene Ontology annotation, cellular component: cytoplasm; ubiquitin ligase complex. The record is from RefSeq and is a predicted model, not a curated record. The coding region runs from base 415 to 2568 and encodes 717 amino acids.